CUCUCGGUUCUGCACCAUCCGCACAGCUGGGAAGUGGCUUCCGGAGUGAGCAGCGCCUGACGAAGCUAUACAGGAACGCCGGUUCAUCCACUGUCUAGUAUCCAAGCUUGUGACUUCCGGUUGGAAAGAAAGCCCUCCCUAUAUUCUGUAGCUUGCCUUUUUGGCCCCGUCAUCUUUGGCAAGUCCCCGGAGCCUGAGGCGGACCGACAAGCAUCAGCUGUGGCUCGGCUCAUUCAAGAGUCUCUGAUACUGGCCAGACCUACGAAGCAAGACACCGAGAAAUAGGAUUAUAGUUGGGAGAAAGGAGGGCGGCAAACGUACACCGUCGGGCGCGAUGAAGUUAAAAAUCCAUCAAGAGCAGACCAACAGGCAUUUCGACAUCGUCACAUCAGUCAAUUGGACAGGCAACAACGAGCUAUUCUCAAUAGGGGACGAUCGGCAGGUGUUGCGAUGGUCGGGAGAUGGAGAUUUUGUCGGUCAGCAGAGUUUGGCCGUCUUCGAUGGGCAAACGUCGGGCCAGGAAGUGCACGCUAGUGAGAUACACUGGGUUCCGGCAGCGCCAGGGAAGGGCGGCCAAACGACUGCGGAGAGCUUUGCCCUGGCUGGAACAGAUGGCAAAUUCUACUUUUGCUCAAAGAAUGGACGCGUGGAAAAGGUCGUUGAAGCACAUACCGGCGCUAUAUUAUCACUGCGAUGGAACUAUGAGGGGUCCGCGCUGGUAACAGUCGGUGAAGAUGGCCAUGCAAAGAUCUGGUCCAGAGGCGGCAUGCUGCGAUCCGCCAUCAUACAAACGAGUUAUCCGAUAUACUCCGUAGCCUGGUCGCCCGACAAUGACCAGCUCCUGUUGACCAACGGACGAAAUCUGAUCAUCAAGUCACUUCAGGCUGGGAGUAAGCCUCAGCAGUGGAAAGCCCACGAAGGUGUCAUAUUGAAGGUUGACUGGAGCCUGGUAAACGGGCUUAUCCUAUCAGCGGGGGAAGACCGGAAGUACAAGGUGUGGGAUGCGUUUGGCCGGCAGCUAUACUCGAGCAGCGCCCACGACCAUCCCAUCACAUCGAUCGCGUGGAAUCCCAGCGGCGAGAUGUUUGCAGUUGGGUCGUAUAAUAUGAUACGUGUCUGCGACAAGUUGGGGUGGUCGUAUGCUAUGGAAAAGCCAGAAAGCGGAUCAAUAUUUGGCAUUGCAUGGACGCCAGAUGGCACGCAGAUGGCUUGUGCUGGGGGUUCGGGGGCGGUAGUAUUUGGGCAUGUCAUCAAUCGGCGGUUUGAAUGGAAGAACUACGAAGCUACAAUCCUAGAUGAUCACCGGCUGCUCGUGCAUGACGUUGUACAGGGGACCUCUGAGAACCUCGAAUUCCGGGAUCGGGUUGUAAAGGCAGUGUUAGGCUACGGCCAUUUGAUUGUGGCAACAUCGACGCAAUGCCACAUCUAUAGUGAGCGCAACUGGAACACGCCGGCCAUCAUCGAUUUGUCAAGUGGCGGUCGAGUGACUUGCCUUCAGCAAUGCCUUCAAUCCUUUGCAUUGAUUGAUACGGUCACUGGCAUACAGAUUUUCUCAUAUGAAGGGCGUCUGAUCAGUCAGCCAAAAUACCCUGGGUUGCGAGCUGAAUGCGUGACGCCGCAGACUCUUUCCAUAUCUACGGAUGUGUUGGCGAUUCGUGAUAAGGCCGAUGAGAAGACUGUGUUCCUAUUCGAAACCCACUCCGGUCGACCCUUGGGUCAAGGCAGCGUCAAACACCACGUCGAUAUUGCCGAAAUCGGCCUGAACCAAUCCUCAUCCGCCGGAACCCGUCAACUAGUCCUCGUCGACAGAAACCGCGACAUGUUCAUCACAACCGUCGUUCGCGCCGACUUCAAGAAGCUCGGGACAAUGAUCGAAAGUUUCGCCUGGAACUCCGAAGCAGACCUUCUUGUCGCCAUGAUGGACUACAAAUUCGUCGUGUGGUUCUACCCCAACGUCGUGUUUGUCGACGAGGAUAUCGCCCCGCUUACCAAGUUUGAGAAGGAUGGAAGCGCGUUCGGGAAGGAUGCGCAGAUUGUCAGCUUUCAUGGGACGCAGUGUACCCUGCGACGCGCGGACGGGACGUUGGUCACUGUGAGCAACAUCACGCCGUUACCCGCGGUGCUGCAGGAGCAUGUUCGCAAGAAGCAGUGGGAGGAGGCGCUGCGGUUGUGUCGAUAUGCAAACACGAAGGAGCUUUGGAGUUGUCUUGCCGCGAUGGCGGUGAAUGGACAGGAUUUGAACACCGCGGAAGUGGCCUAUGCUGCGAUUGACGAGGUUUCCAAAGUGCGGUAUAUUGUGUACAUACGCGACAUUCCGACCGCGGAAGGGAGGGCGGCUGAGCUGGCGUUGCUGAGGAGGCGGCCGACGGAAGCGGAGAAUAUAUUGCUCUCGGCGAACAUGACGUACCGAGCUAUCAAGAUGUGGAUUGCAUUAUUCGAUUGGGAGAGGGCAUUGGAACUAGCCGUCAAGUACAAAACCCACGUAGACACGGUGCUGUACUUUCGAGAAAAGUACCUGAAAGCAGUGAGGAGGCGGGAAACCAACCGCAAGUUUGUCAAAUAUUCACAAAAUGUACAAGUGAACGAAGAGAAGAUCAAGGCCAAGAUGUUGAUGGAAGAGGAAAGCGAGCGAAAUCGUACCUCUGCGCGGUAGCAAGCUCGGUCCAAAAAACCGAGUGCUUUGGACUUUUAGUGGUGGAGUGACGGACAACAAAUUGCAUACCGGUCAUGGCAAUGCAUAACUGAUGCAUAUACAUGAAUGAAAAGUCAAUUUUGGGAAAGGAGGCUUAC
Messenger RNA from Fimicolochytrium jonesii, 2790 nucleotides. Its product is annotated as WD40-repeat-containing domain protein. The record is from RefSeq and is a predicted model, not a curated record. Bases 335 to 2653 code for a protein of 772 amino acids. Gene Ontology annotation, biological process: cilium assembly. Gene Ontology annotation, molecular function: protein binding. Lineage: Eukaryota; Fungi; Chytridiomycota; Chytridiomycetes; Spizellomycetales; Powellomycetaceae. Gene Ontology annotation, cellular component: centrosome; intraciliary transport particle B; cilium. The transcript is spliced from 14 exons.